CCGUAAUAAAAGUGGUAAAAUCGAAAGCAUCCAAAGUAACGAGUCAUCUACCAAUCCAAGAUGGCAGAGAGCCAAGAGAACCAGAAGAAAAUUACGAUUAAUAUUAAAACGCCGAAGGAAAAACAAAGUGUCGAAAUAGAGGAAAAUGCAUCGAUCAAAGACUUCAAAGAUGCUGUCUCGAAGAAAUUCAAUGCCCAAUCUGAUCAGAUCUGCCUCAUAUUUGCUGGUAAAAUUAUGAAGGACCACGAGACACUUGCAACACACAACGUCAAGGAUGGAUUGACUGUUCACUUGGUUAUCAAAGCUCCCAGGGCAGCCACCUCCCAGACCGAACCACCACCACCCCGGCCCACUGCUGACAUCAACGCCAGCCCAUUUGGCCUCGGAGGUUUGGGUGGUUUGGGUGGACUUGAGAGCCUUGGACUUGGCUCCGGAAAUUUCAUGGAACUUCAACAACGUAUGCAGCGAGAGCUGCUCUCUAGUCCUGAGAUGAUGAGGCAAGUUCUUGACAACCCUUUGGUUCAAAGCCUAAUGAACGACCCGGAGAACAUGCGCAAUCUGGUUACCUCAAAUCCACAGAUGCAAGAGCUCAUGCAACGUAAUCCAGAAAUCAGUCACAUGCUCAAUAAUCCAGAACUCCUUAGACAAACUAUGGAGCUUGCGCGGAAUCCAUCAAUGCUGCAAGAACUGAUGCGUUCGCAUGAUCGGGCAUUAUCUAACCUUGAAAGUAUCCCCGGUGGAUACAGUGCUCUGAGAAGAAUGUAUAGAGACAUUCAGGAGCCCAUGUUAGCUGCUGCGGCAAACGAGAGGAAUCCAUUUGCAGCACUAGUGGAAUCCAGCCAACCAUUAGAUGCAGCGAACCCCCAGCAAGGGCAGGAGAAUCGGGAUCCACUUCCAAAUCCCUGGGGUCAAGGUCAGACGCCUCCAACAACUCAGGGUCAAGCGCCUGCUCAGAGUCCGAUCAGAGGGGGUGGUCUUCUUGAUUCUCCGGGUAUGCAGAGCCUGACCGCGCAGAUGAUGGAGAACCCACAGUUGAUGCAGAAUAUGCUGAACGCUCCCUACACACGUGCUAUGCUGGAAGCAAUGGCUGCAGACCCAGCAAUGGCAUCUAGAGUGAUAUCGGCCAACCCUAUGCUUCGAGGUAACCCUCAGAUGCAGGAACAGAUGCGGGCAAUGAUGCCAGCCUUUGUUCAGCAGAUGCAAAACCCCCACAUUCAGAACGUAGUUGCUAACCCUGAUGCACUUGCUGCGAUUCGACAAAUACAACAAGGCAUGGAACAGCUGCGAACCGUCGCACCAGAGCUGGUUGAUAACAUGGGUCUCAGUAUUCCACCAGUUCCACCUGUUCCAUCAUCUGGUAAUACAGAACAGUCAGCAACAACCACACCCUCAACUGAUGCCAAUCAACAGGACGCAUUUUCACAAUUCAUGGCUCGCAUGGUUUCGAGCAUGGCUCUUAAUCAAGGAGCAGAUGGAGUUGGUGGUGGACAGCAGCUCGCACCACCUGAGGAACGGUAUAGAACACAACUCGAACAGCUUACCGCAAUGGGCUUCGUUAAUAGAGACGCCAACCUUCAAGCGCUAAUCGCAACAUUUGGUGACAUAAACGCCGCUGUUGAGAGACUAUUGGCCAAUGGACAACUAUCCAUGAGCUAACCACCAAUCUGUAACCCCAACAUUUCCAUUACAAUACCUAAUUUACCCAAUUUAGGUCUGACCUUUUCCGAUCAGACGAGACGGCAUAUUUUCGGUAAUCUACAAAAAUUAUAAACCCAAACCUAUGAUCCAGUUAAUAAGCAGGAUAAUACACGAUCUAAUGACUCGUUCAAUGUGCAUUUUUAUUAUUUUCAAUAAUAUUAUCGGUGCCUGUUCAACGUAUUGUAAACAAAAAUAUUCUUUUUAUUUCCAUCAUUAUUAUUACUAUUAUAAUGAUUAUUGUCCGUCGAACAAGCUACCUUAUAAAUCGAUGAUAUUAGGUUUCAAUCGAAUAAUACCUAUCCACCCUUGCCGUUUUUAUUUUCGCGUCUGUGUAUUAUUUGAUGUGCUAUAGAUGAAAAAAAGGAUUUAGAAAGAGAAAAAAAAAGAAGAUGAAAACGCUAAAUAAUUGUAACGAUAUAUAUUUUUUCAGUGCAAAAUUCUUUACGACACAAUGAAUUGAUUUUAGUAUAUUAAUAUUAUUAUGUUAAUUGUAAUUAUUAUUAAUGAUAUUCUCAUUAUUACCAUUAAUACUAUAACACUAUAUGAGAUGUUCGAUUUGUCUAAUUGUAGCAUUCACCAGGCUAAUGAGCAAGGCACUAGGCAUUGUGUUUUGUGAAAAAUAAAGGUUACAAAUUGAUAGAUUUGUAGAAAAAGCAGAAAAGCAGGAAGAAAAAAUGGAAAAAACAUGCAAUAUAAGAACGUUGGAUUACAAAACCUAUAAAAUAGAUGAAAAUAGGUGGCCGUAAAACUAGAGAGGAAGAUAAGUUAGAAGUUGCAAAAAAGAGAGAGAUAGAGAGACAGACAGACAGACAGAUUUCUUUGAAAAAGGACAUUUUCAAAUCAUCACUUAUCAUACAGAAUAUAUCAGAAAUGGAUUGAUUGAGACAGCAAGACCGAGGUAUCAACUUGAUAUUAAGUUGACAGCAAAAAAGUAAAAAUAAGAUAAAACAAUUACAAAAAAUAAUAAUAAUACUGUGAAACAAGAAAAAAAAAGGUGAAAGUUGUAAAUUAUCAUUAAAAACGAUAUAUUGUGGACAUUUUACCCCUCCCCCCUCCCAGACGAUUGACAUAAAC
Molecule: messenger RNA, 2772 nt
Organism: Athalia rosae (coleseed sawfly)
Lineage: Eukaryota; Metazoa; Arthropoda; Insecta; Hymenoptera; Athaliidae
Gene: Ubqn
Product: ubiquilin-1
Exons: 7
Coding region: 61-1656 (531 amino acids)
Biological process (GO): ubiquitin-dependent protein catabolic process
Cellular component (GO): cytosol
Molecular function (GO): polyubiquitin modification-dependent protein binding
Source: RefSeq, a predicted model, not a curated record